AUGGAGCGACAACGACAAAUGGAAGCUAGAGAUCUAGAGCGACAGAAGCAACUGCUGACAGCGAGAGCUGAGCUUGAGUCUGCUUCAGUGUGUGGCAGUCAACAGUCAAGCCGCCCUAGUAAUCGAUCUGAAACCAAGGUAGGACUUAGCAUAAAUCUUGAUGAUGAGGAAGAACCGCAAAGCAAGGUUGAAAGGUGGUUGAAUGAAAAAGAACCGACAGUUCUUAAGUCCUCAUCAGCCAUCAUGACCUCAGCCGUGCAAAAGCUUGCGGAUACCUUCCAAAAAGCUAUACAGCCUGUUUCAUUUCGUCAAAAACUUCCAAGCUUCAGUGGCAAGCCUGAUGAAUGGCCGAUAUUUUUUUCGGUGUAUGAAAAAACUGCCUAUUUUUUUAGUGAGGAUGACAACCUCAUAAGAGUAAGGAAUUGCCUAGAGGGAGAAGCAUUUAGAAUGGUUAAGCCUCUUUUUGUCUCAAGUCAAAAUCUUAAGUCAAUUAUCAAGACCUUACAGAUGCGUUUUGGUAGACCAGAACUCAUUUUGGAGUCAAUGUUAAAAAAGACUCGUAGGCUACCUUCAGUCAAGGAAGACGACACUACAAGUCUUGUUGAGUUUUCGACAAAUAAUUUGAAUUUUACUGCUACAGCAGAGUCAUUACAUCUAGAAAAUUAUGUAUUAAACCCUUACUUACUAAAUGAAUGUCUCAACAAACUUCCCUAUAGUUUAAAAUACAGGUGGGCUGAGCAUGUAAGUAAUAAUGCUCUAAGCAGUCCCGACUUGAAGGAGUUUUCCACUUGGUUGGAAAAACAAUGCCCAAUCCCGAGUAUUUACUUUCGUCCUACAGAAGAGAAACUCUGGCAGAAGAAAACUGACAUAAAGCCGGUUUAUACCAGUUCUACCGAAGACAAACAGUUUAACUGUAUGUUUUGUCUCGACAGCCAUGAAAGUGAACGAUGUGGAGUUUUCAGGAAGGCAGAUGUAUCGCAGAGAUGGAAAAUGAUUGUCGAAAAGAAACUAUGUUUCUUCUGCUUUCGACGUCACCAGCUCCAAAAAUGUAAAGUAAAAAAGGUUUGUGGGAUAAAUGGGUGCAGGUUGUUUCACCAUCGUCUUCUCCAUACUGACAAAAUUGAGAGGUUUCCCAAACAGGACAGCGAACCGCAAAAUAAAGAAAUUAUUAGCAGUCAUGUUGUUAAUAACCGUGUUCUACUAAGAGUAUGUCCAGUGACAUUAUAUGGCCCAAGUUGUCAUAUCGACACUUACGCACUCUUAGAUGACGGGUCAACUGUAUCUUUGUUGGAUUCAGCUACAGCCGAUAAAUUAGGCGUCAACGGUAGUAUUGAACCCCUCACGACAUGCUGGUCCAAUGCAACCCAACAUUUCGACCCAACAUCCAUGACUGUGAAAGUUAAAAUUAAAGGGUUAUAUGAGGACGAAGUAUUUACAUUAAACAAUGUACGAACCCAGUCACCAUUGGACUUACCAAAACAAAUGGUGGAUACUGUCAAACUAAAAAAGAAGUGGUCUCACUUACGGUCAAUUGGUCAACCUUUACCGUCAGCAAAUUUGAAACCUACAAUACUUAUAGGUCAAGACAACUGUGACCUUAUUCUAGCUAGGAAAAUAAUUGAAGGUCCUCCCAACUCUCCAGUCUUGUCUUGGAGCCGUUUAGGCUGGACAUUGCACGGUAAAUGUCAUGAACACAUUGGGCGAGUAGAUAGUCAAUUCACUUUAACGUCUUUUGAAAGUGAAAAACUUCAUGAUAUUAUCAAAGAUUCUUUUGAAAUCGAGAAUUAUGGCGUGUCCCUAGUAGAAGAUGACAAUGUGAAAUCAGUUGAAGACGAAAAAGCCCUCAAGAUUUUAGAAGAUACGACCAAAAAAGUAGGGGAUAGGUAUGAAUCCGGCCUACUAUGGAAGUCAGAAGACUUUAAAUAUCCACCGAGCUAUGAAAAUGCGCUGAAAAGGCUUAAGGGUAUUGAAAGGAAGAUGGCAAGAGACAAAAACUUUCAUAACAAAUACAAAGCCAAGAUCACUGACUAUGAAGAAAAAGCAACGCCAAGAGGUUUCUACAAAUUUACCCAGAAGCAAGUAAAGCGAUCCUCUGCAGUGAAUACAUGGACAAUCUAUUAG
Messenger RNA from Macrosteles quadrilineatus (aster leafhopper), 2121 nucleotides. RefSeq lists its product as uncharacterized. The transcript has a single exon. The record is from RefSeq and is a predicted model, not a curated record. Bases 1 to 2121 code for a protein of 706 amino acids. NCBI's taxonomy places the organism in Eukaryota, Metazoa, Arthropoda, Insecta, Hemiptera, Cicadellidae.